UUCCUCUCUUCUGCCCGUCUGACAGGCGGCGUCACGAGGAAUUCUGAGGAACUCGAAAACUUGCUCACUAUUUCGUGGCAUUUCGGUUGGCCCCGGCAAAGGCCAAAGAGUGGGUUUCGUAAUCUCGCCCUCCACUUUUCGCUUCCCUUCUCCUCAGCCCGCCUCCCUCUCCAGCGCUCUAUCCUUUCGGGCCGCUCUCCGUUGUUUUAUCCGGCCCCGGGGAGGGAAGCUUCCCGCCCCGCCCCCUACCUCCCCCGACACGGCGGCAGAGGCCUGACUGACUGACUGACUGCCAGACCUAAGGACACGCGCAGGCAGCUCUUCAGGCAGCGGCCCCUGUAGGCCGAGCAGCGGCGGCGGCAGGAGAGGGAGUAGCGGCGGCGCCAGCAGAGGCAGGCGCUCGGCUUCCGGGCGGCCCCGGUGGGUGUCGUUCUCCGUCCGCGCCACGGUGUCUCCUGAGGCGAGGGAGCGGAAAGAGAAGCGGAGAGAAGCAGCCGCCCCGCUUCGCUUCGGUAGCCGACCCGAUCGCCGCGGCCAGGCCCCCCGCAUGCAGUCCUCACCCUGGAGCGGCGGCGGCGGAUCGAGGAGCUCUCGCGAUCCUCCCGGCAGAGGCUGCUCCAGUCCAGGGACAGGAUGUUCUCCAAGUUCACCUCCAUCCUGCAGCACGCCGUGGAGGCGCUUGCGCCAUCCCUUCCAUUGCAAGAAGACUUUGUUUUCCACUGGAAGGCGAUUACCCAUUACUACAUAGAGACAUCAGAUGACAAAGCUCCUGUGACUGAUACCAACAUUCCCUCUCACCUGGAGCAGAUGUUGGAUAUUUUAGUUCAGGAAGAAAAUGAGAGGGAGUCUGGCGAAACAGGACCUUGUAUGGAAUAUCUACUGCAUCACAAGAUCCUAGAGACUUUGUACACCUUGGGAAAGGCUGAUUGUCCUCCAGGCAUGAAACAGCAGGUUUUAUCCUUUUAUACAAAGCUGCUGGGAAGAAUACAACAGCCUCUUCUCCCACACAUAAAUGUACACAGACCUGUGCAGAAAUUAAUCAGACUUUGUGGGGAAGUUCUGGCAACACCCACAGAAAAUGAAGAAAUCCAGUUUCUCUGUACAGUGUGUGCAAAGCUGAAACAAGAUCCAUACUUGGUUAACUUCUUCCUUGAGGUGAUACAAGACCCUGUCCUACAUACUUCCAGGAGGCAGAGCAAGCUAAAGGGGCUGGCUUCAAAAGGCACAGCAAGCUUAAUUACAGCAGACAUGCUAAAAGGCCAAGAUUCCGUGGUGACAGAUACAGGACAGUCUGUUCAGCCUGGAGAGGUAUCAAGUGGAGCGGAUCAAGCAGAGAGCGCAAAUGACCUUCCUCAGCAGGCAGAUGACCUGUCCACAAGUCUAGAUGAAUUAAACGUCCCUUUGUCCCCUGAGGCUUUGGCUGCCCAUCCACAUGGGGACUAUAAUUUGGUGGAUUCUCUACUCAAUCUCACCAAAAGCCCGGAUGGCCGGAUAGCUGUGAAAGCUUGUGAAGGCCUCAUGCUCCUAGUGAGUUUGCCGGAGCCAGCAGCCGCCAAAUGCUUAGCAGAGAGUACAUGCUUGUGUGAACUGUUGACAGACAGGUUGGCCUCUCUCUACAAAGCCCUCCCUCAGUCGAUGGAUCCUUUAGAUAUUGAAACAGUGGAAGGAGUUAACUGGGGCUUGGAUUCCUACAGCCAUAAAGAAGAUGCAUCUGCUUUUCCAGGAAAAAGAGCCCUGAUUUCAUUUCUAUCCUGGUUUGAUUACUGUGAUCAGCUCAUUAAGGAAGCUCACAAGACAACAGCUGUUGCCAUGGCAAGCUCGGUGCGAGAACGUUUUUUUGUUGGUGUAAUGGAACCCCAACUAAUGCAAACUUCAGAGAUGGGGAUUCUCACGUCAACGGCCCUGUUGCAUCGUAUGGUUCGCCAAGUCACUUCAGAUGCUUUAGUACAUGAAAUGGUCUGCUUUAUCCUUGGGGAGCGAAGGGAGCCAGAAAAACUGACAGACAUCAACAGGCACCCAUUGCGACAUCGCUUAAUUGAACACUGUGAUCACAUUUCAGAUGAGAUCAGCAUAAUGACACUCAGAAUGUUUGAGCACCUUUUGCAAAAACCUGAUGAGCACAUUCUUUAUAACUUGGUUCUUAGAAAUUUAGAGGAGAGGAACUAUACGGAAUAUAAACCACCCUGUCAAGAAGAUAAAGAUGUGGUGGAGAAUGGCCAAAUAGCAGGAGCUGUAGAUCUAGAAGAAGAUCCGUUAUUUACGGAUAUUUCUCCUGAUACCAUGUUGUCAAACCAAGAGUGGCUCACUGCUUCUCCACCUGCCAGCCCAGAUCAUCCAAAAAAUGAUGGGAAGACGGAAGUUCAUAAAAUUGUAAAUAGUUUUCUCUGUCUUGUACCGGAUGAAGCCAAAUCUUCCUACCAUGUGGAGGGCACAGGGUAUGAUACCUACCUCAGAGAUGCCCAUAGACAAUUCCGAGAUUAUUGCGCCAUAUGCUUACGAUGGGAAUGGCCGGGCUCUCCCACGCCCUUGGAAAAGUGCAAUUUAGAAGCUCCAUUCUUCGAAGGAUUUUUCCUAAAAGUUCUGUUUGAUAGAAUGGGCAGAAUUCUCGAUCAGCCAUAUGAUGUCAAUUUACAAGUCACGUCUGUGUUGUCCAAGCUCGCCUUGUUUCCUCAUCCGCACAUCCAUGAAUACCUUUUGGAUCCCUAUGUAAACCUAGCCUCCGGAUGCCGCUCUCUUUUUUCAGUCAUAGUCAGGGUUGUUGCAGAUCUCAUGGUGAGGAUCCAGCGCAUACCCGACUUCACACCUAAAUUGCUGCUGGUCAGGAAGCGUCUCCUUGGCUUAGAACCUGAAGGGCCCAUUGUUGACCACAUGACAUUACUAGAAGGUGUAAUUGUAUUGGAAGAAUUUUGUAAAGAGCUGGCUGCCAUUGCAUUUGUGAAAUACCAUGCCUCGUCCACGCCGUAAAAAGCUGCUCCGAGCAUCCUGGCUACGAGAUUCAAGCAGAAAAGACUGCUAACUUCCCAGGCAGGAGAACAGAAAGCAAAGCCUUGGCAUUCAUUUGGAGGACUCAUAUGGGACACCUUCAAAUUGAAAUACUAAAUUCAUUGGUAGUGACCAUAUGGGAGAGGAAAAUGGAUGUUCAGCCUACAACGCAAUCAAUGGGAUAUCACAGAUCACAACAAGCUCAAAGAGCUGCACACAUGGAAGACUUAAGUUUAAAGGUUUUCUUAUUUUAAUAACCUUCUAGGAGGUAGGAGUUUUUAUAUACUUUAGGGUUCCUAGGCUUUUUAAAAAAUACAUUUGUUUCAUAGCUGAGGUGUGUUUUAUCCAUUUAAAUGAAAACCAGGAAGUGAUUAAAGCACUGUAAAGUAUUUAAAUAAGAAGUUGUAAAUGCGCACACAGCUAAACAAAUGAUUUUUCUUUGUGUAUCUUUCAUGUUGAGUCCUGUUCAUUGUGUUGUUCCAGUUGAUCAUUGAUUAUUAUUAUUUUGUUACACAAAAAAAGAGGUGACCACAAGUAUACUCAAGUAUUGGUUUUCCUUGAUUCCUUGCUUAUUCUCCUUUGUUAUGCCGCAUAACUUUAUUUGCCUUCUAUUUUGUAUUGGAGCUCUGGAUUAUUUGAUCCAAAUGCCUGUUUAAAAAAAUGCUAGUAUUACAGGUCACUUUAUAGGGCUUUUAAGAUUCUUUUUUAUGAUUAGUUGGCUGAAGAGUAUCCUGUGCCUUGAUGAUUGGCAGUAUCAUUGUUUUGUGCUUUUCAGAUAUGUUAUUACUUGGCUAAUUUGAAUGACUGAAGCGUCCAAGCCAAGGGACAGCUGGGUCUGAUACCAAUUGUCAUAAUGCAUAUAGGCUGAAAUUCUCUGCAGGUUGUUGCAUGCUUAAGCUUCAGUUUUGUGAUCUUACUGUUUGCAACAGGGAUCCAUUAUAAGCCAAGGAGAAAACAAGAUCCCUUCAUUUUGCCAUAGUCAUAAAAUAGAUUCCCUUGCCAGACAAUCUGAGCUAGAAGACGAGUAAGAGGAAGGAGCAGUUGAACCACCUCAUUCUGCUAGUGGUCUCUCUCUUUCUUUCUUUCUUUCUUUCUUUCUUUCUUUCUUCUGACUCAUCUCUGCCAGUUCUUCAUAGGCUGAAAACUCCAAACAAACAUGUUGUCUACCCUGGAUUUAAUAUAGUUUUUCUAUAAUCUUUUUGUUCUCAGUAGAAAACAAGGAGAGGCAGAUAUGGGGUGGGAGUGCCCUUUCUCACCCAUUUGCCGUUAAUUGACAUAAUGCUAUGGUAUUAACAACACAUAAUUUGGUUCCUAAACAGUUGUUCCAUUAAUCUCAUUCUUGGGUAUUCAGUGUAAUUUUUUCAGGCUCAUAACCUUUUAACACAAUUGCUGUCUGCUUCAGAUAUUGUCAGGGUUGAUGUAAAUGUGGUUGAAUUUUGCUCCAGUGAUGUAAACUUUGGUUUGUACCACAAGAAGUUCUAAUGAUACAGAAACUUGCUGAGUAUGAAGGCCAAGUGUUGGAGAGUGGGAUAAUUUAGUUAUAUUGGCAGGCCUCUAUGGUGGAAAAACUGUGGAGCAAAAUUUUGAGCUGCCUUUAUUAUAAAUGAGAUAUGGCCAAGGAGCUGCCUGACAGAGCAUAUUCAUCCGUACUCUGUGAUCAAGAUAUUUGCCUCCCUAGUUGAAUAAUAGCACAUUGAUUUUUUAAAUGUUUUUGCACCAAAGUUACUGAAUUUGACUCACAAAUACAACUAACUAAACUACACGUAAGCUAAGGCUCAGAAUUUUCUUCUCGAGAAGAAAAUUUUGAGAUAGAUAUUGGGUAAGAAGUUAUAAAAUAAACAUUCAUGGAAGCGGGCCUGAACAGCUUUUUACAUUUUUUGCAUUGCAGGUAGCAUUUUAGAGAAAUCCUUUUGGAGUCCCACAGAAGUUGAUGAUGGUUCUCUAAUGAUAUCCCAAAGUAAGUGGGAGGCAGACUUAAGUUUUGGUGUUUAAAAGUAUAAGGGAAAAGGUUUACUUAAGCUAACUGUGUAAUUAGCUAUUCAUGAUAGCCAAAGUUAUUCACACGAUGCUGGAUUGAAUUAUAAAAACAAAUAAAAAUGAUACAGGAUACAUCUAUUAGUGCAAGCAGGAUAUCUAACAUUAAAGUUCAGUUUGCUGUUAGAAACAUCAAGAUCCAAGCUUGAUUGCACAUAGCCUGCAUAUUCAGGAAGUUCUCUUGUUUUCAGGAUGUAACCCUGCUGAUGUCAUUUGAAGACACCAACAUUUUCCCAUUCCCUUUUUGUCAUAAUACCUGGCACAAAUUUAGGAAACGCUUUAACUCUUUCUCUUGGCAUCAUAAUUGUUCUCUUGAACCCAUAAAUUGAUAGCAGCAACCUUUUUAUUUUUGUAAAAACAAUUGAAUUUUCCUUCCCAAAUGGAACUUGUUUAACGUUUUUAUAACUUGUUUUCAUGCACUUUUAUUUUAAAGGCUAGUUGGGCCCUUGUUUGAAUUGGUUGAAUCUAUGCAUGUCAUAACUACCCCUAUUCUGAUGUGUCUGAGUGUGUUUAUGUACAUGCAUGUGUGCACACAUGGAGAUGCAUGUGUGGUUAUUUAUUAUCCGUCAGGAGAACAUACAGCCUGUUCUCCAGAAGUAGUGAGCAGCCACUGGUUAUAAAGAUGUUUGUGCUAACUAUUGGGUUCUUGGUCCCAUUACAGAUAAAACAAACAGUGUUUCUAUAUGAGAGUGGAUGAGGAAAGCUUGAAUUGUUUGAUUCCAGGAUACAGAUCCAGUUUCAGUUUUUACCCUGAUGCACAUUUAUGUAAAUAAAGGCACCUUUAUAUCAUCUAUUGUAUCUAUUUAAUUUAGAUUCUGAUGUUGAAAAUUUUGUAACAACAACAUGAGACGUCUACUGGAAUAGCCAUUUCCUCUUAAGCUAUUUUUGUUAUAACUGUAGUUGUCUGCCUAGUAGUGUCAUCUUUUAGCUGUAGCAUUCUGAUAUAAUGUAUUCAUCCGUGCAAUAUUGAAGCUGUGAUACAAGGCACAGCUUCAGCCUGGUUGUACAUCAUCUGUUUACGUGUGUAUAUUUGUAUACUAAUGGACUGAAACCCAGCACUUGCUUGUGGUAUUGCCGGUGCAAAGAUUGUAACACUGCAUUCUACAGGGCACAGUAAUUGUGGCAUUCCUUUAUAAAUGCAUGGCAGCUGCUCACCAUGAGCUGCUGAAUGCAGCAAAGCUUUCAAUUGUGAAAUAACAUCCUUAUUUAACUUGGCACAAGAAACAGGAUAGUACAAUGUGGAAGCUACACAUCCACUGUUCUCAGUUGUGUGAGAAAUUAAGAUUAGCAUCUCUCAACAAACACAUCUGUAUAACCAUGAUUAAUAAUGCCUGUGCCCUGUUGCCUAGUGUUACAAGGUCUGUCUCUAUCUAUCAAUAUAUACUCCUGGAUUUUUCUCCCCUCCUGUCUUGUUUACAUUAAACAGAAGAUGUUCAGCAAACCUUUCCUAUUGAACUUGGUGUAGUUCAUUCGCUGAAAAUGUUUGCCAAGGUGUAAUAGACCCAUGAAGGAUGGUUGAAACAGCCACAUUAGAGAGCUCACGGUGGUAACUUGUGUCAGCAGAUACAAUUCAGGCGUUUUUUGUUAAAAAGCAUGCAUGAAGGAUUAAAAGGGAUAUUCUUAAAAAUAAAUUAAUAUAAUUUCAACAGA
Podarcis raffonei (Aeolian wall lizard) is the source of this 6666-nucleotide messenger RNA. It is a transcript of the gene FHIP2A, whose product is annotated as FHF complex subunit HOOK interacting protein 2A. Lineage: Eukaryota; Metazoa; Chordata; Lepidosauria; Squamata; Lacertidae. The transcript has 18 exons. The record is from RefSeq and is a predicted model, not a curated record. Bases 634 to 2964 code for a protein of 776 amino acids.